Acanthoscelides obtectus is the source of this 1290-nucleotide messenger RNA. Lineage: Eukaryota; Metazoa; Arthropoda; Insecta; Coleoptera; Chrysomelidae. The record is from the annotation of a GenBank genome assembly.
AAGAUAUCGUACUUUUAUUUGUUUAGCACCAGUCUAUCACUUGGAAUUUUUUAUCAUCAGUUGGUAAUGGCAUAGGUAUUGGUGCAUACGGUCUGUGGUCCAUUCUGUCAGAAAUGUGCUACUUUUAGGAAAAACCUUUUUUGCAAAGUAUACGUUCGCAUUUAGCAUUAAGCAUCAUUUAUUUUGAUUGAACUGUACCAUCGUGGUACGUCAAUCUCUGAACCUUCAAGAAGUAUUACAUAAGCUGGCAGCGAUGAAUGUGUCAAAUACAUUUUGACGUUAACUUUUUUGACAGCACAAUUUUGUAUACUCAUGUUUGCUUGGAGUUCUUGCUAAUUUUGCUUUGUCGAGGACUUUAUUAGUGAAAAACCAAAAUGAGUCUCGCCGAAAUAUGCGGAUUACAAGAUUUCGACACGUUCAAAUCCAGAAACGUGUACAAAAAUGAUCUGGAUAGCUUCUGCACCAAUUUCAACCAUAAUAUGCAGCUAGGUGUACCUCCUUUUUCAAACCCUGCUGAAAAUCUAUCACGGUUCACAAAAGACGAAAUGGGCAGGGAAAUCAAGAUCAAGUUUGAUCAUGGCACCACUACUUUAGGCUUCAAGUAUCAAGGGGGCAUUGUCUUAGCAGUAGAUUCUAGGGCAACUGGAGGACAAUUUAUUGGAUCUCAAACUAUGAAGAAGAUCGUAGAAAUCAAUAAAUAUCUUCUAGGUACUUUGGCUGGUGGAGCAGCUGAUUGUGUAUAUUGGGAUAGAGUCCUGGCAAAACAAUGCAGAAUGUAUGAAUUGAGAAAUAGAGAGCGUAUCUCUGUGGCUGCAGCAUCAAAGCUGAUGACAAAUAUGAUCUAUAAUUACAAAGGCAUGGGUUUGUCUAUUGGUAUGAUGAUUGCUGGAUGGGACAAAAGGGGUCCUCAAUUAUACUAUGUCGACUCUGAAGGCUUAAGAACACCUGGAAAUGUUUUCAGUGUGGGUUCAGGCUCCAUCUAUGCUUUUGGUGUGUUGGAUUCUGGCUACAGAUGGGACUUGACAGAUGAAGAGGCCUAUAACCUAGGUCGCAGGGCUAUUUACCAUGCUACACAUAGAGAUGCCUACUCUGGGGGUAUUGUAAGAGUAUACCACAUGAAGGAGACUGGAUGGGAACAUAUUGAUAACAACGACUGUAAUGAUUUGCAUUAUAAGUAUCAGGAGGAGAAGAAAGUUAGAGAAGAACAAGGGGAUGCCUAAAUUGGUUUCAGUGUUGGUUUUUUGAUUUGUGUAUUAUUUCUAUUUGAAUAAACAUAUAAUUUAACUUUUA